Molecule: messenger RNA, 1784 nt
Organism: Topomyia yanbarensis
Lineage: Eukaryota; Metazoa; Arthropoda; Insecta; Diptera; Culicidae
Product: probable cytochrome P450 28a5
Exons: 4
Coding region: 210-1712 (500 amino acids)
Molecular function (GO): heme binding; oxidoreductase activity, acting on paired donors, with incorporation or reduction of molecular oxygen; iron ion binding
Source: RefSeq, a predicted model, not a curated record
AUACUGCUCAAGUGUGAAGAAAGAUUGUGAGCACUUGAAAAUAGAAUAAAUGUAUGUUUAUCAGACAGCCUCUUCACAUUGACCCUGAUCGAGCGGUGCAAUUGGUUUUGAUUUAAUUUUUGUUCCUGGCUAUCACCAGUACGGUUUCGUUAGUCGACCGGCAAGCAAGUGAUACUAUAUAGGAAACGAACUGAAUUAAAAAAUAAAAUAUGUGGUGUGCUUUGGCUGGCUGUCUAGCUGGUUUGCUAGGAGUGGUGUAUCUGUUUCUAGUUUGGGAAUUUAAGCGAUGGAGAAAAGUCGGCAUAAAUGGACCCAAACCGAAGGUUCUUUACGGAAAUGUUCCCAGCAUGAUAACACAAAAGAAACACGUUUAUUACGAUUUGGAGAAAAUUUAUAACGACUUCAAGACUGAGCCGGUAGUUGGUUUCUACAGCAUACGUACUCCACAGCUGAUGGUCCGCGAUCCAGAACUGAUCAAGGAGGUCUUCUCGAAAAACUUCCAUCAUUUUGCUUCCAAUCAGUUUUCCGACCUGGUGGAUGAAAAGUCGGAUCCACUCUUCGCUCGUAACCCAUUCAGUUUAUCAGGAGAGAAAUGGAAAAAUCGUCGAGCAGAAAUUACUCCAGCUUUCACAAAUAAUCGAAUAAAAGCACUUUAUACAUUAAUGGACGAAGUGAGCGUUCGAAUGACUGAAUAUGUUAAUAAACAAAUAAAACAAGAUGGAUCAGCAUUCGAUGUUAAAGAGCUAAUGGCCAAAUAUACGACUGACGUCGUAUCCAAUUGCAUAUUUGCAAUUGAUGCACAAUCAUUCACAAAGGAUAAACCUGAAAUCCGGGAAAUGGGACGCCGCAUUAUGGAUUUCAAUAUCGUCGCACAAAUCGCAACGGCCGCUAUCACAUUUUUCCCUUCAAUCAAAAAAUUCUACAAAUUUUCCUUUGUUCCCAAAGAUGUUGAGGCAUUUUUCAUUCGCAUAAUGAGUGACGCCAUUCGAUAUCGUAAACAAAGUGGAAUUGUUCGCAAUGACUAUCUAGAUCAUCUGUUGACGCUGGAGGAGAAGAAACAAAUUUCCGAGCUUGACAUAGCCGGUCACGGUGUUUCAUUCUUCGCUGAUGGAUUUGAGACGUCCAGCUUGAUUAUGACGUACUGUCUGUUCGACAUAGCAUCACACCCGGAGGUUCAGAAACAGUUGAGGGAAGAAAUUCGUCACGUCCAAUCAUGUAAGGGAGGUGUGACAUACGACAAUCUUGGAGAGAUGACCUAUCUCGAUCAGGUACUGAACGAAUCGCUUCGGCUGCACCCAAUUAUACCAAUUCUAGCUAAGCAAUGUACGAAAGAUAUCGUGCUAGUGGGACCAAAGGAUAAGAAAAUUCCUGUAACAGCAGGAACAACUGUUACUAUUCCGUAUUUUGUUCAUCUGGAUUCGCAGCACUACGAGGAACCGGAAAAAUUCAAACCGGAGCGAUUCUCGCCGGAAACAGGAGGCAUCAAGCCGUACAGGGAAAAAGGAGUGUUUUUCCCAUUCGGAGAAGGGCCAAGGAUGUGUCUUGGAAUGCGCUUCGGACUGACACAAGCAAAACGGGGUAUCGUAGAGAUUAUAGACAAAUUUGAAAUUACGGUGAACCCCAGAACGAAAGUUCCGUUCCAAUACGAACCAAAAUUGUUCAUGCUUUAUGCGGUUGGUGGAAUUUGGUUGGACCUAAAGGCUAUAGGUUGAUUACUGUAAAGAAUGAAUUCUUCCCAAAAUGCACUGACUUUUUCAAAACCUAAUAAAAUUAUCCAAACUCUU